AUGUAUGCUCAACGCGAUCCUGAGAACACAUUGUUCUCCAGGAUCCUGGAGAAGAGGCUGGAAGAGGACUCGAAGGUCCUGGAGAGAAACAAGACGAGUGUCACACACAAGGACCACCUGUAUCUGAAGAAUGCUGCGUUCAUCAUCGACCAUCCUCUGGACCCCUUGCCAGAUGAGAAUGCAGACGACGACCUACAAGUUGAAGGUGGAAAGGUGGACAUCAAAUGUCCACUAUCGCUGAGAAUCUUCGAGCAGCCCAUGAGAAGCAAGAAGUGUGGCCACACCUUCGACUACUCUGCCAUAAAAGAUACGUGGAGGCAUAACGUUGAGCCUUGUCCAGUGCUCGGAUGUGGUUCCAGGAUCUCCAUAAACGACUUUGAACCGGACGAAUUGAUGAAUCUACGGGUGAAAAGCUUCCACCGUCUACAGAGAAAGCUGGAGAACGACGAUAGCGUCGAAAAGAUCUGA
Williopsis jadinii is the source of this 468-nucleotide messenger RNA. RefSeq names its product SUMO ligase MMS21 (gene MMS21). The record is from RefSeq and is a predicted model, not a curated record. The transcript has a single exon. The coding region runs from base 1 to 468 and encodes 155 amino acids. NCBI's taxonomy places the organism in Eukaryota, Fungi, Ascomycota, Saccharomycetes, Phaffomycetales, Wickerhamomycetaceae. Gene Ontology annotation, molecular function: zinc ion binding; SUMO ligase activity. Gene Ontology annotation, biological process: protein sumoylation; double-strand break repair via homologous recombination. Gene Ontology annotation, cellular component: Smc5-Smc6 complex; nucleus.